Molecule: messenger RNA, 1578 nt
Organism: Arachis stenosperma
Lineage: Eukaryota; Viridiplantae; Streptophyta; Magnoliopsida; Fabales; Fabaceae
Product: copper transporter 1-like
Exons: 1
Coding region: 646-1053 (135 amino acids)
Biological process (GO): intracellular copper ion homeostasis; copper ion transmembrane transport
Cellular component (GO): plasma membrane
Molecular function (GO): copper ion transmembrane transporter activity
Source: RefSeq, a predicted model, not a curated record
UGAUUAUGUGAAGUCCUUCUUUGUUCUAUUAUUUCAUAUGAGUGUUGGUGAAGUUGAGAGAUGAAAAAUAUGAUAGCGUUAUUUAUAUGAGUGAGUGAUCCUAGGACCAAUAUAGUGUGGGUAUUUUACUUACACUCUUUAAUAAGUCAAGUAUUUUGUUGGAUUGACAAUGGUCCAUUAAUAUUUAUUUUAUCACUAAUUUCUUAACAUUAUCAUUUUUCUCCUUUCAUAGUUUUUUACCUUUGUAUCAGCCUUUGGGUUUCUUGAAAAGACAUGAUAAACGGUGAGCUUCAUGCAAUGCAACACACAAUAAUAUAUAUUCCCAUUUAAUAAAAACCAACUGAAUUGAAAAAGGGGUCACAAUUAAUUACUUAAUAUUUGGCCCUUAUCUAUAAAAUUACUUGUUGCAUGGUUUUAAUCAAAGAUGAAACAAGUAAUUUGCAUUGCGUAACAAAACUAAUUUCUUAGUAGGUCAGUACUACUACUACUACUACUAUAUAUAUACAUAAUUUGUCACAUAACAAAAAAACGUGUAAACUUAGCAUACCCCUUCAAAUCUCCCAUAAAGCAAAUCUAAAACCAUAAAAGGGUUCAUUUAAUUAAUUCCUUACAUGCUUCUUAUGAAUUGCAAUAUCCAAAAUAAUCAUGGAUCAUGAGGAAAUGCAUGAUGGCAAGCGGCAGCAUUUCAUGCACAUGACAUUCUUCUGGGGGACAAAGUCCGAGGUUCUGUUCGCCCAAUGGCCUGGAGACAGCCAGUAUUGGAUGUACACACUCGCUCUGCUCUUUGUCUUCAUCAUGUCCUUCCUCGUCGAGUGGCUCUCCCACACACGCUUCACCAAACCCGGUUCCAGAAACAUUGUUGCUGGUCUGGUUCAGACCUUGCUGUACCUCCUUAGAGUUGGUUUGGCCUACCUUGUUAUGCUGGCGCUCAUGUCUUUUAAUGGUGGUGUGUUCUUGGUCGCUGUGCUCGGUCACGCUCUUGGCUUCUUCUUGUUCCGUAGCAGGGCUUUUUCUAAACCGCCAAAUGAUGAUCUUCCUCCAAUGUCUUGUUAACUAGUCAGGGUCUAUGCUGCUCUUUUCUUUUCUUUUUUCUUCAUCAAAUAAUUAUUACAAGUUCGAUCUUCUUCACAUUUUCAAAAAUAACAAAUGAUGAAACAUUGUAUGUCAUUUUAAUUGAUAAAAAAACAGGUAUUAAUACACCAAACAUGAUAAACACAUCAAGCUAUACAUUAUUUAAUUUGGUCGUUCAUCCUAACAUAUAUUUGGUCUCUAACUAAUGAUUUACCGAUUUUCAGUACAAAAAGUAUUUCAGCAAUGAUUUGUUUUCAUCCUCGUAUUUUUCCUUCUAAAAUAAAAUAUUUACACAGUAUACCCUGUUGGCUCUCUCUGCAUUGCUUUUUUUAUGGACCAUAUUCUACAAAUUGCUUAAACAAAAGCUGCCAAGAGGUGUUUUUAAUUGAUUAGUAUUUUUAGUAAAAAGGAAAAAAAGUGAUUAGUAUUUAUAGGUGAGCCAAUUAUUUUGUGACAUGUCAUCAUUUAACUAAUGAAAUAACUAAUAAUUUACAAAAGAGGAGGGAC